Molecule: messenger RNA, 2960 nt
Organism: Punica granatum (pomegranate)
Lineage: Eukaryota; Viridiplantae; Streptophyta; Magnoliopsida; Myrtales; Lythraceae
Source: RefSeq, a predicted model, not a curated record
CUGAGGUGGGUUUUUGCUCAGGAGGCUGAAACACCUUAUCGUUGUCGUCCACCGUUUGUGGGUCUGCUUGGCUUUUUGUCGUUGCGGUCGAUAUUUUCUUGGUAUUCUAAAGGGCACCUGUGUCGUGGAUAGAACACUCAUGAAUCAGAGUGUUCUUGUGGUGUAGGAUCGUUUGGCUGGCAGGCGUAGAAUCUGACUGAUGCUUACAGAUAAAAUAAGCCAUGGAGAAGGAGAAGAAGUUCCUCACAGUCGCACCCUUUGAAUGCGCUUGGCGUGAGGAUCUCAAGUUCCGUGAAGCAGGGAGAGGCUGUGUAACUUUUGAGGCCUUUGCUCACAACGAUGUGACCAUAGUUUUCCGUGAGAAUGUUGGGAGUCAGCACUACCAUUAUAAGAUGGAUAACUGCCCUCACUAUACUGUGAUCUUAGGAAGUCACCGGAACAGGCGAUUGAAGAUCGAGGUAGAUGGGAAGACAGUGGUUGAUGAGGCGGGACUCGGGCUCUGUUGCUCUUCGGCCUUCCAGAGCUACUGGAUCAGCAUCUAUGAUGGGUUGAUUAGUGUCGGGAAAGGAAGGUACCCUUUUCAGAAUCUUGUCUUCCAGUGGAUGGACACAAACCCCAAGUGCAAUAUUCGGUAUGUUGGUCUCAGUAGCUGGGACAAGCAUGUGGGGUAUAGAAAUGUGAGCGUCUUGCCUCUGACCCAGAAUCAUAUAUCCCUCUGGAAACAAUUGUACUGUAGUAAACCAAGAGGAAUUCUUGAGGAGGAAUGUGAUAAGGAGAUCGAAGAUGAUAGUGGGGAUUACGAGAAGUGGGGGCUGGAGAAUUUUCUUGAGAGCUGGGAACUGUCUGAUGUGUAUUUCAUUGUCGGAGAUGAGGAAAGGCUUUUUCCGGCUCACAAGAUCAUCUUGGCGGCAUGUGGGAAUUUUAAUUUGAGUUCUUCAGGUCAGGACGUGAUGUAUCUUCGAGAUGUGGAAUAUAGUAUCCUCCGUUCUCUGCUCCAGUAUAUAUACACAGGACAUACCCAGAUUGCAGAACCGCAACUCGAUUCCCUAAAGAUGCUGGCCCUGCAAUUUGAAGUGAUGCCUUUGGUGAAACAGUGCGAGGACAUUCUGGAGCGGUUUAAACUAAACAAAAAGGUGUUUGACUCGGGCAAGAAGGUGGAAUUAUCCUACCCAAGAUGCCAGCCCCAUGGUAUGGCAUUUCCCUCUGGGCUCCCACUUCACUUGCAGAAGCUCAGAGAUUUCCGAUUAAGUGGUGAAUACAGUGAUGUUAACAUCUAUAUAGAGGGUCUUGGUCUAGCUGUUCGAUCUCAUAAAGUUAUUCUCAGUUUGUGGAGUGUCCCCUUUGCAAAGAUGUUCACAAAUGGAAUGAGUGAGAGCAUUUCCUCAGAGAUCUUCUUAAGGGAUGUUUCCCAACAAGCAUUCAACGCUAUGCUUGAUUUCAUGUACUGUGGAGAACUGAACAUGGAGGAUGAUACUAACUCAGGGACCUUGUUGCUCGAGCUUCUCUUGCUAGGCGAUCAGUUUGGGAUCACCCUCCUCCAUCAAGAAUGCUGCAAAGUGCUUCUAGAAUGCCUAUCAGAGGACACAGUUUGUCCAAUUCUUCGAGCUAUUUCGUCGCUUCCAUCUUGUAAGCUUGUCGAAGAAACAUGUGAGAGAUAUGUUUCGAUGCACUUCGAUUACUGUACCACCGCCAGCAAUGGUUUCGUCUUGAUGGAUGAGCCCAAUUUUAGCCAUGUCAUUCAGCAUCCUGAUAUGACAGUAACGUCUGAGGAGAGAGUUCUUAAUGCAAUUCUUAUGUGGUGCUUGAAAGCAAAGAAACUAAUCGGGUGGGAAGAAGUGGAUGAACAGUUAAUGUUUUCGCCUCCGGAAUUCCUUUUUGGAGAUAGGCUUCAAUAUCUUGAUGGUCUUUUGCCUUUCGUGCGAUUUGGCUUAUUUCCCCUUGCCCUCCUUAAGAAGAUGGAGAAAAGCAAUCUCAGCGGGCAUUUCCUAGUUUUUGAUGAACUGGUGAAGGGGGCCCUCAAUUACGUAGAACGUGGAUUUGUGGAAGUUGGAAACAAUUCAAGAUUUCAACAUCGGAGGUCGAGUUUCAGGGAGCUCCAAUACAUUUGUGAUGGGGACAGCAAUGGAGUUCUCUACUUUGCAGGAACAUCGUACGGGGAACAUCAGUGGGUCAACCCCGUGGUGGCCAAGAGGAUCACUAUCACUGCCAGUAGUCCCAUUUCAAGAUUUACUGACCCAAAAGCUUUGGCCUCAAGAACUUAUCAGGGUACGUCAUUUGCUGGGCCUCGAAUAGAGAAUGGGCGCAACUCCACGUGGUGGAUGGUUGAUCUUGGUCAAGAUCAUCAGCUAAUGUGCAACUAUUAUACCCUGAGGCAGGACGGGUCGAAGGCCUACAUAAGAUCCUGGAAGCUUCAGGGGUCGAUGGACGGGAAAUCAUGGACAGACCUAAGAGCUCACGAGAACGACCAGACCAUGUGCAAUCCCAGGCAGUUUGCUUCGUGGCCGGUAACCGGCCCGAGCGCUCUCCUCCCAUUCAGAUACUUCCGAGUCGUCCUCACAGGUCCCACCACGGACGCCUCCAACCCGUGGAACUUCUGUAUCUGCUUCUUGGAGCUGUAUGGUUACUUCCACUGAACCAGAACCAGUCUGGGCAAGAGAAUAAGCACUUCCAUGGAAGAACCUGUAGAGAUUAUGGUUUGAGUCGAAUAAGGAAGCCAUGGCUAAUGCAGUGAUGAUUCAGUAACGGUGGUAAUAAGGAAGCCAUGAAAGUCAAAUCUUCAGUUCUCAAGUUCUAUAACAUCCGGAAGGAGAGCUCGACGAAAGUUCUUCCAUGGGUUCGCUGAUACCGGAAAGUUACCUUGUUCUACGAUCGAGUGAAUAAGUGAAAAACGAAAGUAUCAAACGCACUUCAUAUGUGAAAUCGGAAUUACUAAAUGCUCUUCAAAUGUCCAUUAUUUUUCA